This is a messenger RNA of Mytilus trossulus (common blue mussel), 7090 nucleotides long. Its product is annotated as sodium/hydrogen exchanger 2-like. Gene Ontology annotation, cellular component: plasma membrane. Bases 200 to 3133 code for a protein of 977 amino acids. The record is from RefSeq and is a predicted model, not a curated record. The transcript has 11 exons. Gene Ontology annotation, biological process: potassium ion transmembrane transport; sodium ion import across plasma membrane; regulation of intracellular pH. Gene Ontology annotation, molecular function: sodium:proton antiporter activity; potassium:proton antiporter activity. NCBI's taxonomy places the organism in Eukaryota, Metazoa, Mollusca, Bivalvia, Mytilida, Mytilidae.
UGCUUCCGAAUGUGUUUGACGUCAGCCAAUGACCUUUGUUGGGUCAUCGUUAUCGGCUUCACAGACACAAAGAAUGAACACAUUUCAUUCACGAAAUAAUCAACAAACUAUACUGGACCUAAUGGAUUCGACAUGUACCAUUUGAAGAUUGAACAUAGAACUUUAAAUCUUUUAGCUUUUCACACAAAUACAUUGAGAAAUGGCGACAAAAUAUUGUUUCCAAAAACACAUAAUCCACGCUUUGUUCCUCAUACUGCUGUCAUGGGCUCAAGUAGGAUCAGCCGAAUCACACGAGGAAUCUCACAACGAAACAGAAAGAUAUCAGAUUUUUUCAUUUGAUUUUGAAAGAGUAGAGCUACCAUAUGUGAUAUGUUUGUGGAUAUUAAUUGUUGCUUUAGCCAAAAUAGCAUUCCAUUUGAAUCACAAGUUACCGACAAUCAUUCCAGAGAGUUGUCUCCUCAUAGUACUCGGUCUCAUCAUCGGAGCCAUUCUACACUAUGGUAAAAUCACAAGUGCCAGCAGUUAUGUCAUCGAUGCAGAUAUCUUCUUUAUUUACCUUCUGCCACCAAUCAUAUUUGAUGCUGGAUAUUUUAUGCCAGUCAGAGCCUUUUUCGACAACAUUGGAACAAUAUUGUUACUAGCAGUAGUUAACACAUUAAUUAGUGCAGGUCUGAUUGGUAUAUCUCUUUAUGGUGUUGCCUACUUAGGAUGGGUCGGUCGUCCAAUGGGAAUCCUGAACUGUUUUAUAUUUAGUAGUCUUAUAUCUGCUGUUGAUCCAGUUGCAGUUCUGUCUGUGUUUGAAGAAAUCCAUGUCAAUCAGAUGCUUUACAUCAUAGUAUUUGGCGAGUCCCUGCUCAAUGAUGGAGUAACAGUGGUGCUGUAUCAUAUGAUGGAAGGAUUUAUAGAAAUUGGAGAACAAAAUAUAAUUCCCGUUGAUGUAGCAACUGGCGUUGGAUCCUUCUUUAUCAUAGCCAUUGGUGGAUCACUCAUCGGAAUCUUCUUUGGUUUCUUCGGUGGAUUUAUAACCAAGUAUACAGAGCAUGUUAAAGUCAUAGAACCAUUGUUUGUCUUCAUCAUUGGAUAUCUCAUGUAUCUGACCUCAGAAAUGUGUCAUUGGUCAGGUAUUUUGGCGCUUUCAUUUGGAGGAAUUGUUUUACGUCACUAUUUGGAGGCUAAUGUUUCAAGAAAAACUAAAACCAGUAUAAAAUAUUUCAUGAAAAUGUUAUCCAACAUCAGUGAAACAAUUAUUUUUAUGUUUCUUGGUCUUUCUACGUUGGGUGAAGAUUUGGAUUGGAAUUGGUCCUUCAUCUGUUUUUCCUUGUUGUUUUGUCUCGUAUUCAGAGUAUUAGGUGUGAUGGUGCUAUCGUGUAUACUUAAUUAUAGACGUCUAGUCAAGCUGAAGCCAAUUGACCAAUUUAUUAUGGCCUUUGGAGGACUACGAGGAGGUAUUGCUUUCUGUCUCGCUCUGUCUCUGAAGGAGGAUCUGAUUCCGGAGAGGAAGUUGUUCAUUACCACGACGAUUGUUAUCGUAUUCUUUACAGUUUUUGUUCAGGGUAUAUUUAUCAAACCAGUAGUGAAUGCAUUAAAAGUUAAGAAACAGCUUGAGGACGAUCCAACUCUUAAUGAGAAAAUUCAUGAAUCGUUAAUAGAUCAUUUAAUGGCUGGACUGGAGGGAAUCACACAGAGUUCUGGUCAUAACUAUAUGAGAAUCAAAUUUCGUCAUUUAAAUCAUAAGUACAUUAAACCAAUAUUCGUAAAAGAUGUCACUACUGCCACCAAAGCUGAGAAAGUUUUACAUGUUUUUCGUAAUAUCACUGAAGAACAUGCACUGAAAAGAGCUGAGACUUAUCCAGAACUUAAUGGUCUGACAAGAGCUGAAACUUUACCAGAAAUAAACGGUGGACAGAAAAUACCGCUGUUGACUGCAGCAUCUAGAAUCAGUGGUUACAGACCUACUACUGGUGCUACAGGAACUGAUGAUAUACCCAAUGGCCACGUGGUAGAGAACCAUAGUCUAUAUAAUAUCUUAGAUAAAGGAAUGCUUAGACCUCGUAGAACAUUUAUACAUAAUACUAAUGACAUCUCUGAUUCUGACACUGCCACACUUCCUAAACCAAUCAAACAACAACAAAUAGAUCCCGAGGAAUUUAGAAAAAGAGAACACGAAAAAUUUCGAACUGCUGCUGAAGUGAAUGAUACAAAUGAAAAUAAGGAAUCUGAAAGUCAUACUGCCAUGGUUACUGAACAACAACAAACUAUAGCAGCAAACCAACAGGAAGUAAAAAACAAACAGGAAACAGUAGAAAACAAUGAACAAGAAGAAACAGUAUUAUCUGAUGAAACAGCAACAGAAAAACAGUUACCAUGGAAACAGGAAGCUUCUCAGGUGCCUAGACCAUCUUUACUUUCAUUAGUUUCGACAGAAGAUGAACCCGUGACCUCUGAAGCUCCCUCAUGGGUAGAUAACCUAUCAUACAGUCACUUAAAAGACUCAGGAUCACCUUAUGCAUCUCCGGAGGUUACAAUAAUUAAAGCACCUCCUGUUGAAAGAAAAGUUCCUAUUUUUGAAAUAUUUCCAAAUUUAAAUUAUGAAAAGGAAGAAAAGAAACCUGAAGUUACAAUUCCCCCACCUUGGGGUCAAUUCUCUGACAAUACAGAUGAAAUGCCUAUUUCAUCGCCAUCUAUACAAAGUGGAGAUAAAUCUUGUAACUACCUCAUAUCUAACCACACUUCUGCUCCGCCUUCUCAUCAUGUGAUUAUUCCUUCCAUUCCAAUACUUAAUGGGUCAAUAUCUCAAAACAGUAGUGACCAUAAUGACCAUAAACCAUUGAAAUCAUUGCCAGGCUCGGCGUCUGCUCCAGAUCUGCCAAAACACUGGCAGCCAUUAGAGCCUUUAUCAAGGGACAGAAUUCAUUCUGAAACAUUGUUACAAGAACUAGAUAGUGAAAGUGAGGCUAACAAUAGAAUUCAUAGUUGGUUAACUGGUGCUACUGCUGAUGAAUACGACAACGAAGAAUUUGAUGGUAUUAUUAUUAACCCCUACGUGCCAGAUUUAGACAUUGAUAAUGAUAACGAUGCUGAUGUCAGUGAUAUUGACGAUAAUAAUGAUAAUGAUGAUAAUAAUGAUUUAUGAUGAUAAGUUAAAUUUAGUACAAAUUAAUUUCUGUUCAUAUUGAAUUUUACUUUGUCCAUUGUUAAACAAUGCAGUUUUUGUUUGAAAUGUCUUUUGUAACAGGAUUUUGUUUUUAUGAAAUGUUUUUUGUCUUUUGUUUUAUUAUUUUUUUACAAUGAAAAUGAUUCAUAUGAAAAUUAAUGAAAACUUUUAAUUAUAUCAUAAAUUCUAAAAAUAGGAUCUUACAAGUACUAAUAUUCCUAUUUCCUUUUUUUGGAUAGAAACAUGAAGGCUAGACAAAAGGUUAUACAACUUUUUAAAGUCAUAUGGGCAAACAGGUAAAUUAAAAAACAAAUAUGUCAAUAAAAGUACAGAUAACUUUCUUUGCUAAUUUUUCUUGAUUUAAUUUUAUUUAAUGUGCUGUAAUAUUUACUGGUAGUAAAUGCCUGUGUCUUUCCAUUCUUUUUUCAUAUUUUAUGGAAUAUGAUAUAUUUAUUAUAUGCAUUUUAAAAUAUUAAACUUGACAUGACAAAAGUUUUAAUGAAUUAUUUAUAUAAUUAUGACAUUAAAAGUGAUUUGCACAUUUAUUUAAGCAUUUUUAUUAUGUACACUUCAUGUAUAUGUGUUAUGUGUAUGUAUGCAUGACUAAAUUCCUAAUUUCUGGUCUUCCUAAUCUGAUGGGAAUGGCAAUUUUAUGAAGAAUGUCUUCCAUAUUUGAGAAGCAAAGACAAUUUUAUAAAAAGACUGAGUUAUUCUGUGAUUUAACAAACUUCUAACAUAUCUUGAUGUUUGAAAUAUCUGAACAAAAAACAUGACAUUAACUGACACCCCAUCUUAAGUCAUUUGUACAUACAUAUGUGUAUAAGGUAAAUGUGCUAAUGAACAUUUGUACAUACACAUGUGUAUAAGGUAUAUGUGCUAAUGAACAUUUGUACAUGCACACGUGUUUAAGGUAUAUGUGCUAAUGAACAUUUGUACAUACACAUGUGUAUAAAGUAUAUGUACUAAUGAACAUUUGUACAUACACAUGUGUAUAAGAGCUAAUGAACAUUUGUACAUACACAUUCGAUAAAGUAUAUGUGCUUAUGAUCAAAUGUGUUUCUGUCUCAUAGAUUUUUUUUGUAAAUUCUAGUCAAGUCAGUUAUACAAAUAUUUUGAACAAAUUUGCAUAUUAACUGUCAGUUUUUCUAUACUUAGAUGUUUCUUGGAAUAUUCCGUCAUCAGCAUCCUCAUUUUAUCUAUUUCAUAUAAGAUACAUACAUGUACAUGUAUUCUGGAUCAUUGUUAUAGUACAUAUUGGGGUUCUCAUUUUUCACAUCAUGCACCAAAACAGUUGAUCAAUUUGUAACUCGAUUUUCAUAAAGUUGGGAUUUUUUUUGUUUUUUUUAUCUUGUUGAAAGAUACAUUUUUGUAAUUGUUUUCAGAAGUCCAAUGGCAAGUAAUUAUGGUUAUUUAUCAUGACAUCGUAAAGUAUGAAACUAGUCUAAAAACGGGGAGGGAUGUGAGCCAGAUCAUGUGGAAGCAACUUAUACUGCUCUUGAAAUCUAUGAACAGUUUGAAAUUUGUAUUCUAUUUUCGAUUGUGUAUGAUUAUGGAUUUACUUGAUUUUACACUCAAGUGGAGUUACUUAUUUCAACCUAGCAAUUUCCAGUGGCAAGUUUUUGUUAUUCUGGAAAUACUAACUUUUUUUAAUCGUAAACAUGUAAAUGAAAUCGUUUUACAUUAAAUUUUGUGUUCAUCAUUCAUGAAGGUGGUUAUAUUAAUGUACAAAUAUUGCAUUUAUUGAAAAUGACUUAUUUCUACAAAUUGUGCUUUCAAAAAUUUGUGUGUAUUUAUAUUUUGUUUUUCUUUCAUUAUUGCAGUUUAUUGUCAAUCUUUUUGUGUAAUAUUGAUAAUAAGUGUUAUUAAUAUAUCAUAUACAUGUAAUGACAAUUAUGCAUUCACAAAUGAUAUGAAGUACUUGUGUAUAUUUAUCCAAACUGCUUUACAUAAAAAAUAAUUAAUAGUAAUCGAUUAAAAUUGAAUAAGAUUAUUUUUAAUGAAUUAAAAUUUAGUGUUAAACAUCAUGAACAAGAUUUAUAUUGUAUUACAAUCUGAACUCAUUUCCUUCCAAAGGGAGAUAAUUCCUUUCAAAGGGAGAUAACUGUUUAUGUAAGUGUUAUUUUGUUGUAGUGUUAUUAAAUAUUGUAGAAUGCAGAUUCUUAUAAUCAAGAAAUUGAAAUUAAGACUUCCAAGAAUUAAAACAUUCUUUAAAAUUCUUUAAAUGAAAUCAGGUUUUAAAAUGGAUUUCCUCUGAAACAACAAAGUUUUUCUAAAUUGUGUCAAAUUAGUUUUUUGCUUUGCUUAAUUUGUUUGAGAAACAACAUUUUUUAUCAAAGGUUAUGUAAAAAAUGAGUUUGUAAUAUUUAAAUAAUUUGAAUAGGUCUUUUCAAACACACUAGAUAUUAUAUUUAUUAUUUUUUAAAGUUGGUAAUUGUCUUUAACCCUCAGGUUAGGUUAGACUAUUUAAUUGGAUGUAGAUUUCAUGUAAAUUUUCUGAACAACUUUCAUAGGAACAAUAGAUAUUGAUAUUGAUAUGAUAUUGACUUUAUUCCGUGAAACAUUCUUUACUUAUUGAAAUACUCAGGAAAAGUUUAAGACUUAAAAAAAUCUGUAUGUUAAUAAAAUUAGAUAAAAAUAAUUCCAAAUAAUGAGUAUUUCAAGCAUCUUUCACUGAAAAUAAAUUUAAAAAAAACCAGGAUUUUUCUGGAUUUUUCAUUACCAGCCAAUUUUUGUUCAGGAAUCCUGAUGUCAAAUAACACAAAAUGGAGAUAUUCCUCUUUCUAUGCAUUUGUUCUUUAGAAAUAGUAAACCCAUCCUAUUAUUUUUUUUCAUUAUAACUUUUGAAUUUCAAAGUAAAAUUGUUUAUUUUAUUUCAAAAUUGUUCAAUUUCAACAUGAUAAUGAAAACGGAUAAAAUAAAUUGCUUCCCUCCUUGCUUAAAAAAGAAUAAGUUUUGAUGUUAAAGUAAGGAAUUCAUUUUUUGGGUCCCUAUUGAUUGAAAUACAUAAAUGAUGACAUAAAAAAAUCAACUAUUUGUAAAUAAAACAUGUACAAUCUGUGAUGACAUCGAAAUCUGUUUUAUUAGUAUUUAUAAACCAGGUGUUGCUCAAUAUUUUAUCAUGUCCAGUGAGAAAUAUCUCUCGUCUAACAUGUGAUAGCAGUCAAUGCAUUUUGAACUGAGAUAUCUAUUUACGGCAGACCUGAAAGUUUUACAAGACAAGUCUGGUCUUGUUAAAUGUAAAAGUUUUCAUCUAUUUACAUUUUGAAAUUAGAAUUUCUGUCUAUUGUGAAUUCUUUUGGAAUUAGAAUUUGAAUACUGUGGAUUCAUUUAUUUUCUUGGAUUGAGGAAAACAUGCAUUUUCAUUGAUAUCUAAUUUCGUGGUUGUGUCAAUCUGUGCACACGAAGCCAUACACAAUUUGUAAUUCCUUGAACAUAUGAAUUCGUGGUUCUCUUUUACCAGAGAAUUCCAUGAAAAUUGGUAUCCGGCACAUAAUAAUUAAUCCACAAUAUUCUUUUUGAUUUAUUGAAUUACAUGUACAUAUAUCCUAUCCCAGCAGGCACAUAACAUUGAUUUAAUGUUGAAUCAUCCUCAACACCAGCAUUAAAUCAUUCAGUGCAUCCUUGGAUGGGAUAUAUCAGAAACAAAAUGUCACACACUUUUUGUCAAAGCAUUAUUCAAAACUUGUAUCAAUUAACUCAAGACUCAUUUUUUUUUCCUACUUAUUUACAAUAUACGAACAAACAAUCAUGACUUUGAACGACCUACCAGUAAAUUUCCGACCAAUAUGUUUUUUGUGUGGUUGUAUUCUACCAUUUACAUGUUGCUUAUUGGUGUCUAUUAGAUUUUACAGUCCUGUAUAAUUUAUAAUUUGAAAACAAUGCAAUAUUGAAUUAUUGUGUAUAUGUGAUAAUUUUUCAAUAAACAGUGAAAAACUU